Molecule: messenger RNA, 576 nt
Organism: Colletotrichum aenigma
Lineage: Eukaryota; Fungi; Ascomycota; Sordariomycetes; Glomerellales; Glomerellaceae
Exons: 1
Coding region: 1-576 (191 amino acids)
Source: RefSeq, a predicted model, not a curated record
AUGCCGACCGCAGAGCCCCUUCCCCAGACGGCUAUGACCCCCUCCGCCGCGAUCUCGAAGGCAGAAUUGCUUUGCAAGAAAUGCAACCAAUUAUUCACAGUCUGGCGAAACGCGCACGACGCUGGAGUCGACGACAGUGUGGACUGCAUCCAUGCAUCCAGCGAUACGGACUCUGUGUCGGGCAACGCACAGAAGGGCACAGAGAGCGACGCUGCAUUCGACCCCGUCUCCGUCGACUGGGAAACAAAGCUGGUGCCACGCGACAAUAAUGAGGACGACCUGUGGAGUCCAACCACGGAGCUUCACUACCGGCGCGCUUCAGAGAUACACAAAGUCCGAAAAGUAGAAGCACGCGCAAGUAGAAGGCAUCGCAAGCCCCAGGCAGAGGACAGGCCCCAUGUAUGGAGGCCGGCACGCAUCUCGCAAGGGGCAAGGAGGCGAAUGCGCCGUGAGAAGGAAGAAGAGCUGGUCUCUAGAGCCCAGGCUGAGGGUGCCAACAGUCGCGAAUGGAAUUUCGUGGUCUCGCAAUCUUGCACCGGGAUGGUGAUGGACUUUAUGGUUGGGCAUGACGGCUGA